This is a messenger RNA of Sitodiplosis mosellana (orange wheat blossom midge), 6799 nucleotides long. Its product is annotated as solute carrier family 22 member 13-like. The record is from RefSeq and is a predicted model, not a curated record. Gene Ontology annotation, biological process: transmembrane transport. Bases 4842 to 6296 code for a protein of 484 amino acids. Gene Ontology annotation, cellular component: membrane. The transcript has 10 exons. Gene Ontology annotation, molecular function: transmembrane transporter activity. Lineage: Eukaryota; Metazoa; Arthropoda; Insecta; Diptera; Cecidomyiidae.
ACAGUUCGUCGUCAUCGUCAUUUCUGAUGACGCUGUCGCCGCCACCGACGUUUCUCUUGUAUUUGCUUUGUAUUCACAUGCAAAUCGAAGUUCUGCGAGAGCGUAAAAAAAUAACGUCGUGAGUCACAAGUGCUUCUGUUACAGCAAAAUACACAUGGGGAUCGAAGCAAGCUCGAAUAAAUACACUUUUCCCGUUAAAACAAUUUUCAGUUGAUCAUUGUGCUUCGAUGCGGAUAGAUCGUGGUUUUCUUUUCGUGUAAAACUACGACUCGUUUCAAAGUUUAUACCCCUGAAUCAAUUUUAUUAGUGCACCAAAGUUGGAAUAACAUUUUGAAAAAUAAAACGACCUUAUUUCAAAAACAAUAUGCGUGCGUGAAACAAUUCGAAUGAAAUAUUUCCGUAAUUUGAAAUUAAAAUUCAAUAUUCCGUUCAUUUUUCUGGUACCAACCGUUUGUACAACCGUUUGUACAACCAUUUCGAAAUGACUUCAGAGCUGAAAAAUAGUGAUGGUUUGGUUGCGUCGGGUGCGAAUCUACGACAAAAUGUACUGUUGGCAGCAUCAACGCCCGAACCAUUGAAAAGUUCCAAAAUUGAUAUAUCGGACGGCGAUAUCGAUUUGGGCAAAGAAACGUCGAAAAAAAGCUUUUGGCGGAAUGUGUUCAAUUUGCGUGAGAAUUUAGUGGAGAGUAAAAAUAGUGCGUGUGUCACCAGUGGUUUGUCGAAUAAAUGUGAUGAAAAAUCGUUAAACGCGGCUUGUGUGAUUGACAGUGCCACGUCUCAAUCGAAACGCACAAAAAACCAAAUUGACGCCGAUAAAAGUGAAAUGCGACACAAUGAUCCACCUAGUUUGGAUGAUACGGGCGAUUGUAUAUCGGAGCUGAUCGGUCACAUCGGUUUGUGGCAAGUUGUAUGGGUGAUAUUCCUCAUAAUGUUUCAAGUGCCGUCCGCAUUUCACAUCUUUUCGUUUAUGUUCCAGGUAAAUGUUGUGCGCGUGUACGGCUGCGUUACCAAAACUCCGUAUCUAAGUACCUUCUGUUGUUUUUUGUAAACACUUCGUGCAAAGAAUGAGAGCCAAGAAAUUGGAGCAGGGUCAAUAUUUAAGAUCAAACUUUUUCAUUGUUCCUCAAUCGGGACGCACUUUGAACCGAAAUGUCAGUGUAGAAUGAUGAUCUCAUUAAAAAAUUCCGUUUUGUUUUUCUUUCAUUCAACGUUUUUGUGGCGGCGUUAACGCAAAAUGUGCGCAAAUAUUACAGUUGAAAACUUUGAAUCACAUCUGUCCUAUGAGCCAUUUUCAUUGAUUAGCACUCACCAGCGAAAUCAAUAAACACGAGCAAAAAAAAAAUUAGCUCACGUACUUAUUGAGUGAUAAAUUUACAAGUGAUUAAAAACCUAUAAAAUUGAUAACACAAUCAGUGUGUCUGUUCAUUGAAAAAAAAACAACAACAACCAUAAAUCAGUAGAGAAUAACAAAUCCGUUUGGCAAAAUUGCACACCAUGUACAUGGAAUGUCCAAAAUUCAAAAACCAGAUCGAUUGUUCAGCGUACGGUUGGUCGUUUUGAUUUAAUAUGUUUUUAAUGCGUUCAUUUCCCAUUGGCACUCACAGCAGCAUUCGUUUGGCUUUUGUUUUUGUUGACAAAAAAGAUUGUUUUGUUUUGUUGUUGUCGGUUUUUAACCAUUCACCUCACGUGCUAAGCAAACGUCAUGCUCUGUUGAGAUUGGUUUGUGCAUACCGGUGGGUUUUUUUCUCGUUCGCAUACGAGAAAAACCUUCAUAGAACCGCAACAAAAACCAAAUUAGCCAAAUAUUACGUAAUUGAUAAAACGAAUUCUUUUCCAUCGGCCAAUUGUGUGCACUCUGUAUGGGAAAUGGAAAUUUUCCAGACAUUCUACACACGCAUGUUAAUUACAUUUCGACGAACAGUUUGUCGCGAAAGGGUGAAAGAUAGAGUGCGUAAUGAAAUGAGAAAUAUCAUAUCGUUUGCGUGAGUAGCACAAGUGAAAUACCGAAAAAAAAUGACUUCAAAUUGGUGGCAGUUCCCAUUCAUUAUCGCGAGGUAAAAAUUUCCUAAUAACACCGAAAACAAAGCAACACUUUUUCGCCAGCAAUUAAAAUCCAAAAUCCAAGCAUUUAAAGUGUUGCAUGUGUAAAUGUUUACAUCAUAACUUAGCGUGUGUUGAACUCACCGAAUCGAACCUAUUUUCGAAUACAACGUUUGAAAUAAUGAAGAACGUGAGAUAUGCAGCGAAAAAAAAUUAAGUAUUUCCCUUCAUUUCAACAUUUUUCUCAUUAGAAUCAUUAUUGUUUUUCUGUGCCUCUUGUAAAGAACUGAGCUUUUUUUUGUCUAUAUUCCUGGGCUAGUUUCAAUUUCAAAUUAAAAAGAUUCAGUGUAAUUCAUGACAUGGGAUCGAUUUAAUGAUACGAAUUUGUAGCAAUUUCAAAACGGCUUCUAUCCAAUGUAUGACCAAUGUGUUUAUUUUCUGCUCCGUUUUUUCUGUACAUUGUGUGGUUUAGCUGCUUCGCAUUGCAUACAGAAAUACCAAUUAAAGGUAUCGCAAGAAUUUUAAAUGCGAAAAACCAAAUGUCCACACUUCAUUUACCGUAAUGUUUUUCUACGAACGAAUGCAAUGCGUAUAUUUUUAGCGUUCUGUGUUGGUAAGUUUCCAUUUGAUUGAAAAAGAUUUUCCAAAUUUCAAAAACAUUUUUUUUUUCGUUCAGAUUUGAAGGUAAUUUGUCAAUUCGUGGCGAUAGAAUUGUCGAUGAAUUCGUAACGCAUACAGUGUAUAUAUGGGCUCUUGAGACCGAUUGGAUAUGCACUUGGGUGUGAAGCACACAAAUCAUUAAUAAUAAUUUAGUGGUUGACGUUAAGCAGUCAACAUCUCUCAUCCAUGGAUCGGCAACGUUUUCUGUUACUUUUCUAAUGUAUUUAAUUCAAUUUAACCGAAUCACUGUCAAGCAUCAAUUUGAUUCGCUUCCUUUUCCACAUGUUCAGCACUAUGGUUUUGUCAAGCCAAGCAUGUGAUUGUGGCUGCUUGGUAUCGUACGUUUCGACGAUAUUCGGAUAGAAAAUCAUGAUACAUAUGCAUCAAUGCGCGCACUACGGUAACCAUCUCUUAUUAGACGAAUCCAGAAUUUAAAUUCGUGAAGACCAUUUCUGUUAGUCUCUUAUUAUACCUCUCAUAAAAACACAGUGACCCAUUUGGUCGCAUGAAUCAAGCGUAUGCAAUGGCACCGAUGAUUUUUGUUUCCCUUAUUCAAAACCAGACCAUUGUUCUUCCAAUGCAAUGAUUGAUGAAUAAUGAAUAUACAAUUUUGCAACCUCCAGCCAUUCGUAAAAAAACGGCCUUGUUUUGAUGUCAGGUGUGAUGUGUGGGUACAAAUUCAUUUUUGAUUACAUUUUUUGCACCUGUGACUGUUUACGGAUCUGCCAAAAACACUUCCGAAAUAAUUGAACAGUUCAAAUUGAAUGAUAGACAUAAUAUAAAUGCUAAAUUGAUAAGCAAAAAAUACAACGCAGAGCAUUUAUGCAGAGAACUAAUAAUGGGAGCAAACGAGUAAACAUUCGCAAAUGGACAUUUAGAUGUGGUGGAUGAGUUUCAAAUACAAUAUGAAUUACGUUGAUUGUGUGCACAUCAUGUUUGGGGCAUGUCAAGAGAUUAUUCGACAAGGCUAAAGACAAGAUAACGCAUCGUGCUCACCAAUCAACCCAAAUAACUAAAUGAACUGAAACUUUUGUUUACUCCAAUUCGAAUGAUGAAUAACUCAAACCAUGUGUGUGCUUUUUUGUCAAUGAAACCACAUAAAAAUCGAGCUGGUCAAAUUUGCUCGUCCACUCGAAGCGGUAUUAUAGUUUGAAAUUGAACCUAUCAUCAUCAUUGCAAACAACUAAUCAUUUUCAAUUAGGCACGACAUCACUUUUCUGAUAAAUGUACACAUAAAAUGACGGCAAUUUAACAGCGUCAUCGAAAUACGUUCUUAUUGAUUUGAUGGUUUGUUUACAUUUCAAAUCAUUGCAUCGGACGUAAUACGUACUGAAACGAGAUCGAUAACGUCGAUCAAAUUUCACCAAGAGACGUCAUCAAACUUAAAACAUUCACUCACUAUUGAUCGACGAAUCAAGCGAUGACGGACGGGAUUUUUCUCUCUUUUUGAAAUGCAAAUCAAAUCUAACACUAGAUUUAGAUAUUAGACUCGUGGGGAAUUUUUGGUUAGCCAUCAAAUAAUUUAAUUGGCUCAUUUUAAAUGGCUUUUUAUGCAGUGAAAUGAUGCUUCAAAAUCUUUAUAAUGAUGAUAACGUCAAAUUAAUGUACAUAGUAUAGUUUACUUGCCGGUUUCUGGUUAUUUUUGCGUCGAAAAUGCGCCAAAGAACAGUAAAAAAGACUGCUCCGAGUUUUUAUAGAAUAGCCGAUCGUGGUAUGUGUGAUUUAUUUCUAUUUUUAAUGGUCCAAAACAAGUUAUGUUUAUCAACUAAGCUUGUCACCUGUCUGCUGUUGGGGACAGCAUCGAAACGGUGCACCGGAAAAGAUUUUGUUUACAUUUCGAUGAUUAUUGUUCCAGCCGUAUAUUAACUUUAUUUGAUAUUUGUGGUUAUACCCUUUAUUUGAUAUUUGUGGUUAUUUCCCGUUACCGGAAGAACCAGACGAAAGAAAAAAGAGCAAACAAUACGACUGUAUAAGAAUCCAAAUCAAUGAUUGCGGCAACUAAACAUCAGUUGACGCACUCAAGAAGAAAACAACUUCCAUCGAAGCUGUAGACAAGAAGUGAAACAAAAACAACUGCAAGACUUUUGUAGCGUGUCGCGAUGGAAUGUAAAUUAGAUUCCGAAUGAAAGAGAAGUGUUAAGAUGAAUAACGCGGUGGAACGUGAUUUCUGGUGUGCAGUUCCAGCUGAGUUGCAACCGACAAUGAACCUAUCGGUGUCCGAUUGGCAAAGAAUAUCACAGCCACAAGGUGCCUGUACAAUUGCCAAGAAUCUAACGGAUAGACUUCAAAAUGGACUGAAAUCGAAUCAAGACGAUGAUUAUAAAGUGGAAAAAUGCACGGAAUUUAUUUUUGAUUCGGAAAUCAGCGACACAACAAUCCAGUCCGAAUGGAAUGUGGUGUGCGAAGAUGCCACACUGUUGAACGUGAUCGAACUGUGCUUCUUGGCUGGCGCGGCCAUUGGAAGCCUAAGUUCGGGAACAUUAUCCGAUGAAUACGGCCGACGACACACGCUUAUGAUCGUCGUUGCAUUGCAAGCCAUAAUCGGUACAACACUUGGUAUUGUCAAAACAUUGAUGCCGUAUAUGAUACUUCGAUUCGCUCUGGGCUUUGUGUCAAUGUCAAUCGUAAACAUAUCGUUUGUGUUGACCGUCGAGAUGGUCACUGGAAAAUGGUCAUCGAUCAUUGGAACAUUAGAUCUAUUGCCAUUGCCGAUUGCAUACAUCAUUAUAGCCGGCAUUGCUUAUGUGACACGAAAUUGGCGGCAUUUGCAAUUUAUCGUCUCAACACCUUGGUUCGCGCUUCUGCUCUUUUGGCACGUUAUACCGGAGAGCCCGCGAUGGUUAUUGGCUAAAGGUCGAGUUGAAGAAUUGAAGAAAAUCAUAGAAACGGCAGCCCGUUGGAAUAAAAAAACUCUGCCACCAAACUAUGAAAAGCUUCUAAUCGUUCCUCCCGAAGAAGAGUCAAGCGGAUCAUUCUUGGACUUAUUCAAAAUGGAAUAUCUUCGAACAACGUUGCUUCUAAUGGUUGCAUGGUAUACACUUGUUCUACAAUAUAUGGCAAUCACGCUCCAUAUUGGUGAAAUGGGGAGCGAUAUUUACAAAACAACGAUUUGUGCUGGUUUAUUCGAGAGCAUUGCCAUUCUUAUUUCGAUAUUCACAGUGACCAAGUAUGGAAUUCAAAAGAAUAUUUUUUAUAAUAUUUUGAUUGCUGGCAUUUGUUUGAUGUAUAUUGCCAUUUUUCCAAACGCUGAAUGGACUUUGGUCGUAUUUUUGGCUAUGCUGGGGAAGAGCACGACUGGGGUUGCCAACGCAGCAAUACCAGCAUUCACUUCAUUCCAAUACCCGCCAACACUUCGAACACGUGCAAUGGGCAUGACCAAUUUUUCAGCUGGAUUUGCUCUCAUUUCCGUUCCAUACAUUUGGCAAUUGAAAUACAUUGAAAACUAUUUGCCACCGUUACUGUUGGGACUGUGUGGGUUGGUUGGUGCUUUGGUAUUGUUCGUUAUCGAUGAUCGAACGGCGAUCAUUUUGGCAGCUGAACGACGGCCACGAAAACAAAGUCAACCACAACUAGGAACGACAACCACUUGGUUAUGACAAUUCAAGCUAAAUUUUACAUAAUCGCAGUACAAAGUAAGUCGAAUUCUAUGAGUAUUUUUUUCUUGUUAAUUUCCGGUAGAAUACAAAUACAGAACAAAGAAAUCAAAUGAUUCAAUGCAUUUGCCGUUUAGAUGUGUAAUAGAAAAGAAAAUUUCUUCAAGAAAACGAAAAAUGGUUCCUGAAACACUGUAAGAAAAAAGUGCUCGUUUACAAAAUGAUUAGUAUGAAUUGUGUUUUAAAUUCGAUGAAAAGUUUCGUUUAAAUGCACUUCCAUUUCUGUAAAUUGUAACGUGUUUUUUAGGUUUUUAAUUGUAUUUCAUAGCAAAUAAGUAUAUUCAAUUAUAGCUCAAGCAUUUCUCGUACAUUUGAUGGUAUGGUGACAUUUAUGUUUUUUAGCCAGAAAAAAAGUAAUUCUAUUUUUACGCAUCAAGUGCUUUUUUCUCUGUCUCUACUAUUUAUAUAGAUUUUAUUGUGAUAAUAAAUUGAAGUUGAUAAAUAUG